This is a messenger RNA of Pieris rapae (cabbage white), 3287 nucleotides long. RefSeq names its product protein kinase C-binding protein NELL1. The coding region runs from base 72 to 2405 and encodes 777 amino acids. Lineage: Eukaryota; Metazoa; Arthropoda; Insecta; Lepidoptera; Pieridae. The transcript is spliced from 16 exons. Gene Ontology annotation, molecular function: calcium ion binding; protein binding. The record is from RefSeq and is a predicted model, not a curated record.
CGAUCCAGCGUUCAGUAUCGUUCAGUACGCCGGGGCCGCCGGCACGAGCGCGCGUGUGAUGCGCCGCUGACAUGGCCGGCACUCGGCCACUCGUGGCCGUCUGGUUCUGCUGGUGGUGGCUGAGGCACGCGGCCGCCACCGAGCUAGACCUGUUGGCCGCGCUGUCUCUACAGAACACAUCACGGCCUGGAGUCACUGUCGUGCCUGGCAUGCAACCACAGAGAGCUGCAUACACCUUGCAAGGAGAUACACGGUCGUUACAAGUAGAAGGGGCACCAUUCGAGCGAGCAGCUGAACUCCUGCGACGUUCACCAGAGUUCACUUUACUUGCUGCUCUGCGACAAGACCCAGCCAACUCUGGCACUAUUUUAUCGUUCUCUCACGGCUUUAACAGGUACCUGGAGGUGCAGUCCAGCGGACGGAGGGACGAGGUGCGCCUGCACUACGUGGCGGCAGGAGGCACCGCGCCACGCAUCGAGACCUUCCCAUUCCGGUUGGCGGAUGGCGCCUGGCACCGGCUGGCGUUAGCGGUGUCCGGCGCGCAGGCAACGCUCUUCGUGGACUGCCAUCCGCUCUACCGCCGCCUCAUCCCGCCGCCCGAUAGGAAUUUCACACAGCCCCAACUCGCUCUCUGGGUCGGGCAAAGAAAUAGCAAACAUUCCUUGUUUAAGGGAACAUUACAAGACGUGAGGUUGGUAUCUGGGCCUCAUGGAUACCUAGUUCAAUGUCCAGGUUUAGAUUCUGAAUGUCCUACCUGUGGUCAGUUCGCUUUGCUACAGGCUACAGUUCAAGAGUUAACUUCACAUAUUCAUGAUCUUUCACUCAAGUUGGUGGGCACAGAAGCCCGACUGGCGCGGUUGGAGCAGUGUGACUGCCAGAAGUCAUGCUACUCCAACGGCACAGUACACGCAGAUGGCGCCACUUGGCAGAAGGACUGUAAUCGCUGCUCAUGCGUGCACGGGGAGAUAACCUGCAGGCCGGUGGAGUGCGAUAGGGCGGAAUGUAAGAACCCGGUACUUCAUCCGGGCGAAUGCUGUCCUACUUGCUUAAGGCAAUGCCUCCUAAAAGGCACAUUAUAUGAGCACGGCGAACGUUUCGCGCCAAAGGAAUGCGCGGAAUGCGUAUGCCACGAUGGCAACAUGCAGUGUACGAGGGUGGAUCCGGACACCGCCUGUCCGACCUUACCUUGCGACCCACCUGAUCAGUUCACCGUGCCUGGCGAAUGCUGCAAGUUUUGUCCAGGCGUGGACUACUGCAGCAUGGGUCACUCGUGUGACGAGAACGCGACGUGUAUGAAUCUCAAUACUAAAUAUACUUGCAAAUGUAAUCAAGGCUUUCAAGGAGACGGACUUUCUUGUGAAGACGUGGAUGAAUGUCAACAAGCGGGCGGUUUGUACGGUCACCACUGCCACUCGAACACACGGUGCGUUAACGUGGUAGGCGGGUACGUAUGCCAAUGUCUGCCUGGGUAUACGCGACGCGACAAAUUCAACUGCGUAGAAGUCGACGAGUGCGCGAGCGAGACGCACUCUUGCCACACAGACGCAGUGUGUGCGAACACGCCAGGUUCCUAUUCUUGUCAAUGCAGAGAGGGAUAUAGUGGCGAUGGAUAUAUUUGUACCCCAAUAUGCACGGGUGGAUGUCUUAAUGGCGGCGUGUGCGCGGGUCCGGAGCGAUGCGUGUGUGCGCGUGGCUUUGGCGGGUCCCGGUGUGAGCGUGACGUGGACGAGUGCGCUCCCCCCGCGCACCCGUCAGCGAACGCGCCCUGUGUACCGCGCGCUGUGUGCGUCAACACGCCGGGUUCCUAUUACUGCGUGUGCCGGGACGGCUAUCGCCGCGACCCACAUAGAGAUCAUUGUGAAGAUGUAGAUGAAUGUUCGGAAGGAUUCCACACUUGUCACCCGAGUGCGCGUUGUGUCAACGUGGAGGGUAGCUUCCGUUGUGAAUGUGAUACACAACCCUGUGAACUUAGUUGUUCGUGGCAAGGCAAUAUAAUCCCGGACGGGACUCGGUGGGCGGAAGCGGGCGGAUGCCGUACGUGCUCGUGCGUGGGCGGAGUCGCUUCGUGCACGCGCGCACUCUGCGCCUGUGAUACAGACAAUACCUCACUGCCGAUGAACAGCGAGAGCCUAGCUCCGUCGUCGUGUUGCCCGCACUGCGAGGCGCGGUUCCACUGUCGCCAUCAGGAGAUGCAUCACGUCACUUUCCGAAGCGGCGAGCGCUGGCUCUACCAGUGCCAGAUCUGCGAAUGCCUCCUGGGCGAGGUGGACUGUUGGGAGCCUCAGUGCUCGGAGGGGGGCGGGUGUUGCGGGGCGCGGGGGGAGUGGCGGGCCUCGACGCAUCUCGAGCUGCCCGGCUGCGCACCGCACUGCGCGUGCACGGCCUACCGCAGACAUAGCCCGUAGAAAAGAGCGUGUCUGCGGUGCGCCUUCGCGUGGCGUCGGCACAGAUGUCGCAUGAGGGUGUUCGUGUGCAGAGCGCGUCGCUCGCUGACGGCGGCGUUGGCCCUCGCGGCGCUGUGGCUUGGCCGCGCGCCUCGGCCGCACCGCAAGCAUCGCGGCGCGCGGCGCUAGAGCCGCCCUGACCACCACGCACACCUUAUUUAUUCUAGAUAGAUCUAAUGUUAACCAAUUGCCGCGCUCUCGGCCUCGACUCGGCGACCGCGCGCCCGCCGCGCCGUCCGAUCGCAUCGAACGUUUCAUCCUCGUAGCAAUAUUGUAGUUAUCCUAGAUCCGAUAUUAGAAGCUCCCGCCUUUCGUUGCGAAGGGGCGGCCGGCGCCUCGGCCCGUCGCGCGCGCAUAUGCGUGGCGGCCGAGAGGGACGAACGUCGCGACGGCCCGACGCCGCAGACCGCGUUCGCCUCCGCGCGUUCCUUCCCGCGUCUGUAAUCUUUGAAUUCUAAAUUAUCGAGUGCGAUCGCUUAUAUUCUACUAUUAUUAAUUAGACUUGUACCGGUACUGUUUAGCUGUUGAAACGGAACGCGCGGGGGCGCGGGGCGGCGGGCGCGAGGCCUAACGUAUCUCGAUGUGUAUAAAGUUUGUAAAUAAGAUAUCGCACAGAUCCCGCCGUCGCUCGUGCUACCGUUGCCCAUGUUGUAAGAAAUAUUUCGUAAUAUAUUAUUAUAGUUUAUGUUUGUCUUUGUAUAAAGAUGGUCGUUUUCAUGGAUAAUUUUAAAUAAACCAAAAAUAGGUACCAAAUAUAGAAAAGAUAUGAUUGUUUCUUAAUUUCAUAAGGCAUUCUGAUGCUUGCAUGUUGUAUUGUGUUCAAAAAAUUACAAUUAAAAGAUA